Messenger RNA from Clarias gariepinus (North African catfish), 3820 nucleotides. RefSeq names its product NACHT, LRR and PYD domains-containing protein 3-like. Gene Ontology annotation, cellular component: cytoplasm. The coding region runs from base 112 to 2913 and encodes 933 amino acids. NCBI's taxonomy places the organism in Eukaryota, Metazoa, Chordata, Actinopteri, Siluriformes, Clariidae. Gene Ontology annotation, biological process: positive regulation of inflammatory response. The record is from RefSeq and is a predicted model, not a curated record. Gene Ontology annotation, molecular function: ATP hydrolysis activity. The transcript has 8 exons.
UCCAGUAGUCUAAUAGAAGUGCACACUCCAAAGUCUUACUUCCUAUUCGCGUCUAGAUACGAAUGAACUGUUUGAACAUCAAAGAAAACAGAAACAGAAGUCCAUGAGAUUAUGGAGGAGAGUCUGGAUGGUCUGUCUGAUGUGCAGGAGUUGCACAAGGAAGUUAUGAGAAACUAUGUGGAGGAGUCCACCCAGGUCAGCUCCCUUUUAAAAGGUCAAUCAAUCAAAGAUGUGAUUUUAAACAAAUGCUACAUUCCCCUUACAGUCAGCGUGGAGAAGAGAUCGGCUCGGACGCACAGCUUGCGUAAGACCUCGGACUUGGAAAGAGUGAUUUCGCAAGAGUUUGGUGCAGACACCGAGGGUGGUAAGUUGCUCCUAUGUGGAGGACCAGGGAUGGGCAAGACCACCGCAGUGGAACAGCUCAUCUGGAACUGGGCCUCUGGGAUCCAUCUUCAGCGCUACACCUUUAUCAUGCGUUUGUGUUCCAAAGUGCUGCGUGGACCUGAACAGAGUUUGCAGAGCAUGCUUCUCAGCACGCAUCCUCAUAUCUCCGCUGAACAUCUUGAGAUCAUCUUGAAGACGCCUCGCACGUUACUUUUGGUGUUCGACGAUGUCCAGAGCCUUCUGUCUAAUCCUCCUGAAUCUGAUAAACUGGUGUGUGACCCAGAUCAGCCAGCAGGGGGCACAGUGUUGGUGCACAGUUUACUAGAGGGGACUUUGCUGCCUGGUGUGUCAUUAUUGCUCACGUCUAGAGAAGAUCUAGAGUCGGAUUCUGUGCGUCUUGCUCACCUGAUGGGUUUCUCCAGCUCGCAAAGGAAAGCGUACUUCCAGCGCUUCUUCGACGGCAAGAAUAAGGGAAAGCAGAUUCUCCAUCGCUGCGAACAAGCUGUGGGAGUCAACGAGAUUUGUGCAAGUCCUGGAUUGUGCUGGACAUUGUGCUGUGUGUGCAAAGGGCGACUACAACAUGAACGUUGUGUCCCAGAGACCUUGAGUGAGCUCUACUGCAUGAUCAUGCACACACUACUGCAGGAACACAAGGUGAAUGUGGAGACGGCAAAGGAGCUGGUAUAUGGUUUGGGGAAACUCUCAGAAGAGUGCACAUCUGACACCUUCACACACUCUGACAUCAUCAAAUGUGGCCUUCGACCCUUCCUGGGCUCCCAGAUCCUGUCCGCUAUCCUGCGAGUCGACGCUGAUGAUGUCACGUCCCCAGAUGCAACAUUCUCCUUCAUGUCUCCGACACUGAGAGACUUUCUAAAAGCAGUCUUUUUUUACCUUGACCAGGAUGACACAAGGAGCCUAGAAAAUCCCAUGGAAAUCCACAACUACCACUUUUUUCUGGCCGGGCUUUCAGACCCUAUGCAGCGGAAGCUUCUGGAAACCUGCAUAGGCCACUUGAGCAGCAGCCGUCUCUCAGAGUUCCACAGCUGGCUCAUGAGGACAGUCGCAGAGGUUCUCCCGGAAAUAGACAAAACAAGUCACUGGCAUGUUUUGCGUAUCCUCCACCACACGCUCAGCCCUACGUUGAUCAGAGAGAGCGUAGGGUCAUGUAAGUGGAGAUUGAUCGGAUAUGGUGACAUGCAGGAUGCAGACUGUGCUGCGAUGGCGUUUGUAGUGCGAUGCUUAGGAGAACUGCAGGAACUGAACCUUUACAACAGCUCGCUCACCGAGGAGCAAGCGGAGAAACUCCUGACUGUCUUCCGUUUGGCCGAAAGCAUCAACUUAAGUCAGAGCAAAAUGGGUAUAGGAGUGAUCAGACAUGUUGCUCGGGCGCUGAAGGACGGACGGGUCACCAAUAUCGACCUGAAACACUGCAAACUGGGAGACCAGGCGAUAACCAUCCUGUGUUCCUCCAUCACACACUCCAGGCUGCACAGACUCGACUUGUGGGACUGUGGCGUGACACUGGAGUCCAGUCAGGCAAUUGCUGAGAUGUUGUCUCGUUCUAACCUGCGUGAUUUGAACCUGGGAGCAAACGACCUAAACGACGAGGGACUCAUCCGGCUCGUCGCUGCGCUCGAGACGACGUCCACGUGCACGCUGCAGACGCUUGGGUUCGAUCUUUUCUUAUGCACACGGUUUUAUUUACAGUCCUGGGUUUAUUUUGGAUACAUUAAGUCAGGUUGUCUGUCCCUGUGCUUGUGUGUGUUGUACAGUUUGGAUCUCUGUCCAUUGACCGGAUCAUGCUUGUCUGCGUUGUCGUCGGGCCUGACGUCUUCACUGUCUGAGCUGAGGAACCUGGUCCUGAGAAGGAACAGUCUGGGUGAUGACACUCUGGAACAUCUCUCACAAGCGCUACGAAGUGGCCGCUGCAAACUCAACACGCUGAGUUUAUAUUCUUGUAAGCUGACGGGCUCUUGCGGCCCGGCCCUUGCAGCCGCGCUUCGAUCAGAACACUGCUGUCUGACCGACCUGGACCUGAGUGUGAACGAGUUUGAUGAAUCAUGUGCUCUUCUUAUCUGCGAUGCCCUGAAAUCUCCCAACUGUUUAUUGGAGAAGUUAUGCAUGGCUGCGUGUGAGCUGACAGGGCCGGUGUUCAGCGCACUGAGCAGUGUGUUGGUGUGUGAAGCUUCCAGGUUAAAGGAACUUUCCAUCGGAAUAAACCGAGUAGGAGACGCUGCAGUCAAACACAUCUUGAAGGCUCUGAAACACCCUCAGUGUCGACUACAGCACCUUGAUCUCGAGAUGGUGGAUUUAACGGAUGCCUGUCUCGACGAGCUGUGUGAAGCCGUCACGGCUUGUAGCUCCUUAACGAGCCUGAUUCUGAAGAACAACAGCCUGACCGACAGCUCAGUUCCCAGAUUAGUGAAGCUCGUUCAAGAGCGUCCAGUUCUAGAACUGAACGUGCAGUAUAAUGACUUCAGCGAGGACGUGUUUGAGCUGAUGGACGACUACAAAACGAUACAAUAUUAACACAGCGUGUGAUUUCACACAGCUAGGAGAAGCUUAUAGGCUGGUGGUGUUAGUUUCCCAGACUCUGCUAUAUGUUAAGUAUCUGGGUUGAAGAAGAGAUCAGCUUGGAUGUCUGCAGAUUGACAUCUUAUUCACAUCCUACCACAUACACAUAUAGUGAAAACUGUAUUAGGUUGAAAAACACACACAGCAGAAUUGUUUAUACAUUACAUGAUGGACUGUAUUUAAUUCAUCUUGGUACGUUGACAAGCUAAAUCUGAAGCACAGGUAUAGCCGUAGCCAAAAGCUUUGAAUAUGACGCAAAUAUUCAUUUUCAAAAAGGCUCCUGCUUCAGUGUUUUUAGUUCCCUUUUUUUUUCUUUGUCAGAUAUUACUAUUGUAUACUGGUAUAUUUACGCAAAGAGUCAUUAUUUUUUCCCCCCCAAGACCUCUGCAAUUCACCUGCUGGCAUGCUGUCAAUCAAAUUCUGGGCCACAUCCUGAUUGAUGGCAGCUUAUUCCUGCAUAAUUAAUCCUUGGAGUUUGUCAGAAUUAGUAUUUUGUUUGUUCAAUGAGAUUAGGGUCUGUGCAGUUUCCCGAUGUUUUAUUCCCAGAGCCAGUUAUCACUUUUGCAUCAUGGCAAGGUGCUUCAGCAUGCGGGAAAAGGCACUGCUCGUCACCGAACUAUUCUUGGAUGGUUGUGAGAACACAGAAAACUGCUCUAAAUAUUUGCUUAAAUUCACUUCAGCGUUGCGACAUACACUCUAAACACAUGUAAUGACAUGGUACAACAAUAGCUAGGCCAAAUUAAUAAUACCAGUAACAAAGCACAACAACAGAAUACCGCCACCUACUGGACACGAGGGUCAAUGAAGGAAGGCCUCAAGGUACAACUUUUCAUGUUUUAUUUUUUUUGGAACAGAUAUUUAC